AUGUCAAGAAUCCGUCGGUCCGGCCAGAUUUCGAUACCGUUGAUCGAAUCCGAGGCAUCGAAGCAAAACCAUGAUAAUGAGAAAUAUACAUACAUCACCGUCAACCGAUUUCGAUAUGGCUAUAGCUAUCCUCUUCGAGGAAUCACUAAAUGGCUUGCUUUAUCCAUUCUCCUCUUACAUAUUUUUCUCGCAUUGGUACAUACGGUGAUCAUCACACGCAUGGGAUGGACUAGUAAAAUACUGAAAUCUCUAUGCGAAAUUCUUGUUCUUGCCAUCAACUCGUCGCCAUCUACGGGACUGGACAAUACAUGUGCAGGUAUCGACCGGCUAGAUACAUACAAGCAAAUAGUAAAAGUCAGGGAAACAUCAUUCGAGCACUUAGGCUUGGUGAUGAAUGGAGAUGAGGAUAAGCAUACUGAGAAGGUGGUGAUAGACAAGGAGUAUGGAAGUCUAGAACAAAAGGAAACUUCUCAUUGUAAAGAAGAUUGA
Molecule: messenger RNA, 489 nt
Organism: Botrytis sinoallii
Lineage: Eukaryota; Fungi; Ascomycota; Leotiomycetes; Helotiales; Sclerotiniaceae
Exons: 1
Coding region: 1-489 (162 amino acids)
Source: RefSeq, a predicted model, not a curated record